This is a messenger RNA of Vespa crabro (European hornet), 608 nucleotides long. RefSeq names its product biogenesis of lysosome-related organelles complex 1 subunit 6-like (gene Pldn). Gene Ontology annotation, cellular component: extrinsic component of membrane; BLOC-1 complex; transport vesicle. The transcript has 5 exons. Lineage: Eukaryota; Metazoa; Arthropoda; Insecta; Hymenoptera; Vespidae. Gene Ontology annotation, biological process: intracellular transport. The coding region runs from base 133 to 594 and encodes 153 amino acids. The record is from RefSeq and is a predicted model, not a curated record.
UUAAACACGUGGUGGGAAUCAGCUGAUUUGUGGUCGUACGUCAAAAUACAAAUGAGUGAUCAAACAGUUCUAUUCUUUCUGAUAUGUGAUAUACGUACUUCGAAAUAAAAUAAGUAAUAUUAAAUCAUAAAAAUGAUGGUAGAUAUAGACGAAGCCGAAGUGACGAAAGUUCAAUCACAAAAUGACAGUGUUGAGGAUAUAGUAGAUUUUUCUAAAGCUACAGAAAAAUUGGCACAUGGAAUAUUAACUAUCUAUCAACCAUCAUUGGAGAAAGUCAAGGAAAAUCUUAAUGAAUUGACAAGUAAGCAAGAAGUUUUACUUAAUCAAAUACAAAAUGAUAAUAAGAAACUUCAAGAUGUCCUUGAAGAUGCAGAUUUAAAUGAAAUGUUUACUACCAUUAAAUUAUAUCAAGGAAAAUUAACAACUAUUAAAAAGGAAAUGGUCAUGGUACAUGAUAGGACCUUCAAAUUAAAAAAACGGGCAUUACGCUUACAACAAAUUAAACAGAAGGAAGCUCUUGGUAGAGAACAACAAAGAGAACAAGAGCUUCGUAGAGAACAAGAAUUAAUUGGUAAGCCUACAACAUCUCAAUGAAAUUCAAUGCCUGU